Dicrocoelium dendriticum is the source of this 1531-nucleotide messenger RNA. Lineage: Eukaryota; Metazoa; Platyhelminthes; Trematoda; Plagiorchiida; Dicrocoeliidae. The record is from the annotation of a GenBank genome assembly.
GAUUGCGCAUUUGAGCAAGUAAGAACUCGAAAUCCCGACCUGGGUAUAUAGUACAAGCGUGAUGGGCAGCGAGAGUUCUAAGCUUGCUUACCGCAACGUGUUUAUACAGCUGACUACGAAGACACAGCCGGUCGACGCCAACGACAAUGAGUUUUGGGAACAGUUUUGGGCAGAUGUCAACAUCACUGCUCAAGAUAUCUUUGUCCUGAUCCCUUCGGCCGAAAUACGCGCGUUGCGAGAGGAAUCGCCCAACAAUCUUGCGACACUGUGCUACAAAGCUGUUGAAAGACUUUCACAAAUUGCAGUAGCAUCUUUUCCGUCGGUGAAAGACCAACAGAUUGGUAUGAAUGCAUUUUAUACUUAACGGUUAGCCCUUAAUUGUGUGCGGCUGCUCACUCGUCUGCUUCCUUACAUGUUAGAAGACCCUGAUUGGCGUUCUUUCUUUUGGUCUACUUUACCCGGGGAAUCAGAAUCUGCCACAGACGUUGAGUGUGUCCCACCAGCUCAGAUUCUUAUCUUAGCUUUAUGCGAUCUUUUAUUCUGCCCAGAUUUCACUGUACAUUCAUUGAUCAAGGCAGGUCCAGAGGGUCCUGAAGACAUGCAUACCAUUGACAGUUGCGAAUACAUUUGGCAAGCAGGUGUAGGUUUCGCACAGACCCCAGCUCAUAACGCCGCGCACGAUUUGAAUCGCACUGAGAUUCUGAAGCUGCUUCUUACUUGCUUCUCGGAAACCAUGUACCUGGAACGCGAGGAGGCAUAUCAUGUCCAGAACAAGUGGACUACAUUCUUCACUAGUGCUAGCAACCGGCAUGCCCUUCCUCUCUUCGCCUCUUUGCUAAAUGUUGUUUGCGCCUACGAUCCCGUUGGGUUUGGCCUCCCAUACAACCAUCUCAUGUUCUCAGAUAGCCGUGAGCCUUUAGUCGAAACUUCACUACAGGUCCUAUGCAUCGUGCUAGAUGCGUCGAAUUCCGCCGACACAACCAGUCCACACCGGAACCUACGACAUCAAGUGCCUAAUCGUUUGGGUUCAUGUUCUGAAGAUACCACCAGCUCCGCUGGAAAUGGUUCUGCUAGCCGCACCAGCAUGUCCGAGCCUGAAAACAACGAAGUCAAUUUAUUCGCAAGCUACAUGUCGCGCAUCCAUCGUGAUGAGGAUUUCGCUUUUAUCCUCUCCGGUCUAACAAGGCUGCUGAAUAACCCGUUACAACAAACCUACCUGCCCAGUUCAACUAAAAAAGUUCAAAUGCAUCAAGAGCUUUUGGUGCUGUUUUGGAGGAUGUGCGAAAUCAAUAAGAAGUUUAUGUACUACGUGCUCAAGUCGAGCCAGGUGUUGGAUCUGCUUGUCCCAAUACUCUAUCAUCUCAAUGACUCGCGAUCUGAUCCCACGGACUGGCAUUUUAUGAUCGUAAUUCUUAGUAUCCUUUGUGUCCGAGAACUGCUACCACAUGUCCUGUUCUCAUCUACAUACUACGGAAUAACGAAUGCAAUACUCGAACAAGAACAUGCUUACAAUAGUUAUGCUCUCAGUUAA